UAGGAGGACCUGCAGCUCCGCUGUUAUUCAGCUCCUCCGCUCCGGCUCGGGCGCUAAUUGCGCAUGCGCAAUGAGAUGAAUGGCCGCUGCACCUGACGGGCCACCAGGAAGUGUGGCGGACAAAUCCUCGGCCGUUAAUCCCCGAUCGACACUGACAGUAGCAUGUUCAGCGGGCUGCAUCACUCAGAGUGACCGUCAGCAGCGUCUUCGCUCCGGGCUCGGCCUCCGGGAUCGCGCCGCUGACUGUCCGUCUCCUCCCUCCCGCCUGCCGGGCUUCAGACCCCACUGCUGCCGAGCUGAAGCUCCGUGAAGCUCCGUGAAGCUCCGUGAGGCUCCGUGAGGUCCGGGCACAGUCACCCUGACUGCAAUGGGAUGCUGCGGUAGCACGGAGAGGACAAAGAGAGAAUGGAGACCGCUGGAGGACCGGAGCUCCACAGACCUGCCCUGGUUCCUGCUCUUCAUCGUCUUCUGCGUUGGCAUGGGCAGCAUCUGUGGAUUCACUGUUGCCACCGGCGGCGCCGCGCGUCUCGUAUACGGAUAUGAUAGCUAUGGCAACACCUGUGGUCAACGCAACGAGCAGAUCGAAGGGGUCCGGCUCAGUGGGCUCGACCACACAGACAGAAAGUUUGUGUUCUUCUUGGACCCGUGUAACAUCGACAUCGUUCAGAGGAAAAUCAAAUCUGUGGCUCUGUGUGUGUCUCUGUGCCCCCCUGAAACCAUGAACACCUACCAGGACCUGCAGAGGUUCGCCAUGAUUAACGGUUCUGAGUUGUGUUCUUACGAGUUAGCGGGUCAUAAAUAUCCAGGUCUGCCUGAGAGGUUCUCCAAAUGUCCCAAACUUCCUGUUCCCCCCAGUAAGCCCCUCCCCGUGUUUAACCGCUGCACGCCGCUGGAUGUUUCGUGUUAUGCGAAGUUUGCGGAGGCCGUGGUGACGUUUGUGGGCGAUAACAGCGUCCUGCACCGCCUGAUCGCCGGCGUCGCCAGCAGCAAAGAGAUCAUCAUCGGACUGUGUGUGCUGGCUCUAGUCCUCUCUAUGAUCCUCAUGGUGAUCAUUCGCUACAUUUCCGCCGUCCUCGUCUGGAUCCUCACUGCGCUGGUCGUCCUUGGAUCCCUCGGGGGGACCAGCGUUCUCUGGUGGCUGUACAUUGAUCACCGGCUGUAUGGGAACGACACCUCCCCUAAAGUGGUGAAGGAGGAGGAGGAGGAGGAGGUCAGGCAGGACGUUGGGCAGGCGCUGCUCGUCUAUGCUGCCGCUGCCACCGUCUUCACCAUCAUCCUCUUCCUGUUGAUGCUCUUCAUGAGGAGGCGUGUCUCUCUGACCAUCGCUCUGUUUCACGUGGCAGGGAAAGUCUUCCUGCACCUUCCCCUCCUCACCCUGCAGCCUUUCGUCACCUUCCUGGCUCUCCUGCUGUUCUGGAUCUACUGGGUCCUGGUUCUGCUCUUCCUUGGGACCACUGGUAACCCGGUGCAGAAUGAGGAGACAGGUCUGACUGAGUUCAGACUGACUGGUCCUCUGCAGUACCUGACCUGGUACCACGCCGUGGGUUUGAUCUGGAUCACUGAGUUCAUCCUGGCCUGUCAGCAGAUGACUGUGGCCGGUGCCGUGGUCACCUACUACUUCACCAGGGACAAGAACCGUCUCCCGCUGACCCCCAUCCUGUCCUCCGUCCUGAGGCUGGUCAGGUAUCACCUGGGCACUGUCGCCAAAGGAUCCUUUAUAAUUACACUGGUCAAGAUCCCCCGACUCAUCCUCAUGUACAUACACAACCAGCUCAAAGGAAAGGAGAAUGCGUGUGCUCGCUGCCUGCUGAAAACUUGUAUCUGCUGUCUGUGGUGUUUGGAGAAGUGCCUCAACUAUCUCAAUCAGAAUGCAUAUGCAGCCACAGCCAUCAACAGCACCAGUUUCUGCACGUCUGCUCGUGACGCCUUCGUGAUUCUGGUGGAGAACGCUCUGCGCGUCGCUACAAUCAACGCCAUCGGAGACUUCGUGCUCUUCCUGGGGAAGAUCCUGAUUGUGACGUCAACAGCGUUCGCCGGCGUCCUCCUCCUCAACUACCAGCGGGAUUACGCUGAGUGGCUGCUGCCUCUGAUCAUCGUGUGUCUCUUCUCCUUCCUCGUGGCUCACUGCUUCCUGUCCAUCUUUGAGAUCGUGGUGGACGUCCUCUUCCUGUGCUUCGCCAUCGACACCAAGUACAAUGACGGGACUCCGGGGAAGGAGUUCUUCAUGGACAAAGCUCUGAUGGAGUUUGUAGAAAACAGCCGGCGGUUGGAGCGAGCAGUGGAACGUGGGCGGAGCCGGGUUAAGGAAGCGGUGUCUGAGAGGGCGGAGAUGAAGCCCAUGGUGAGUGACAGCAGUGAUGAAGGGGGCGUGGCCAGGCAGAAGAGCUCGUCAGAGGAGGAGGGAGUGGGGCUUGAUGUGGGUGGAGGGGAGUGGGAGGAGCUUCAGGAGUUCCAGGUGUACUACCUGCUGGUGGGGGUGCUGGUGGACUGGGUGCUGACAGAGCAAAGCGACUUCAUCCUCUGUCUCAGUGAGGACGUCGUCCUCUUCCUCUGCGUCUACCUACCCACCUCCACCCUCUUCCUUUUCGUCAGCAUGCUGCACACGCCAAGCCUCGCCCCCUCCAGCAAUAAAUCAGCCGUCAUCACUGCCAAGAGCUAACGGACAUGUGCUAACUCCAACACCAUAUGCAUGCUAACAAACAUGCUAACGGACAAGAACUAACAAACACACAGAUUGUCUUAAGCUGAUUGGAAGAACACUUACGCAUGCUAACCUGCCUCAUUCUUCAUCAUCAUCAUCAUCAUCAUCAUCAUCAUCAUCAUCCUCAUCCCUGCUGCUUCUUCUUUAACAUCUGGAACCACUUACAGACUUUCUGUUCGUUUUAAUUUAUUUUUUUUACUUUUAUAUUUAAACCUUUUAAAAUAAUUUAUGUUGCAGCUGUUUGUGUUUUUGUGUUUGGCCUUAUUUUGUCACCGUCGUGCUUUACGGACUCAGCAGAUGAUGCAGCUCCUCAUGUGUUUACAUUUAUAAUAUCGUCUCUGGGUCUGGUUCAUUAAGCUAUAAGGUUUUCAGCUUUAUUCAGUCUUGUUAGUUACACUUCAAGAACCGGUGUAAGCUCCUGCUCAAAGAGUUUAAUUUAAUGUCUCAAUAAUAAAAAAAAAAAUCAUCUGCUGGGUCCAAACCUUUUGCACAGAUGUUCAAACAUGAACUGCUGUGAUUCAUGCUGUGAGUCAUGUUCAGACCAGACAUCAAGGUGACAAUUAAUGUUUGGGUUUCAGUAUUUUUAGACUCAGUCCAUCUUAACCUGAACACAAAAUAAUCCACACCAUCAUGCCAUGUGAACUUUGUUACGCCCUGAAACAAAGCUGCUUUGUCCAUCUACUACAGCGUCUCCUUUUACAAAGGUAUUACAUUUUUCAUUCAGUCAGCUGCCUGUCAGCUGUCAGUCACAGAUGAGGUAAAUAUCAGUCUGACAGGUAUGCUCCUUCGAUGGGUUUCAGGUGAAAGUGUAGAUGUUUGUUUCAAACAUUCAGUAUAGUCACAGGUCAAACCUUUAGACUAAAUGUUCAUGGGAUGUUGACAUGAAGGAGACAGUACAGCUGAGGUAACCCCUGCAGACAAAGUGAUCCAGAAAUCUACUGAAAAAUCCAACAUUUGAAUAACUUCUGAUGAAACAUAAACUAGUAACUUAUUUUUCAGCUUCCCGUCAUGAAACAACAUUAAACAACUACAAAGAGACUAAAAGACUACAAAGAGACCAAAUAAACUACAAAGAGACUAAAAAACUACAAAGAGACCAAAUAAACUACAAAGAGACUAAAAAACUACAAAGAGACCAAAUAAACUACAAAACAACUUCAAAGAUACACAAAAAGACACAAGACAGAAACAUCUACAAAGAGACACAACACAUCUACAAAAAGACAAAAACAUGGGUUAAAAAAUGACCAAGAAAAAGACACAAUUACCUCAAAGAGACAAAAAAGAAAAAACUAUCACAGAAGACACAGAAAAACGUUCCCUUGAAAAAAAAUGGCUAACAACCACACAGAUACAAAUUACAAAAACGUCCUUGUGUGACGGAAAAAAAUCAAAAUAUAACAGUUUCUGCUUGUUCUGGGUCUGGACUCAUGACCUACGUUUUUUUAAAAUUUUUAUCAUGCUUCAACCACUGGUCUUGACUACCCAUGAUGCUUCGUUCUCAUUCUUCAUUAUCCUCAUUAACCGCGUCCCCAUCACCUUCCUGUAUGUUGACCUCUAUGAGAACAAUGAAAGGUUUAACCUUUGGACUCGUUUCCUAUUUCAGGCUCCGGGGACAAGCUCAGCUUGACGUAAAUCAGCCAAUGGGACUUCUUUAAAAACAGAGACAUUCCAGAAGUUUAUUUUUACCAACGUGUAACAUGUUUACUAUGGUUUCACUCCAGGGAAAACGAUAUUUUAAUAACAAACUGUACAAACUAUGUAACAAUGUAAUGAAGCACUUUAUAUUGAAGCGCUGCAGAUUUUAAACCGCCUGAUGCAUUUUUUUUGUAGUGAUGUCGUUUUUUAUAAAAUCCACUUAUCGCCCGCCCACUCUGCAGCUUUUUUCAUAAACCACACCCUCUUCAGCUGGACGCCAUGUUGGAUCACAGCGCUGUGACAUCAUCAGAGCACAGCAGCUAAAUGGUUCAUGAGAUCUGUCUGUGGAGCUGUCAUCAUAGAAACAAGCUGGAACAAGGAUCUGAUUGGCUGUUGUGGGUCAGCUGAUGAAGGCCUGUUGAACAGUUGCAGUGUGACGCCUGUUUCUGAUGCCAUAUUGGACAAAUCAUCGUAAAGGCGGAGCCCUUGCUAACAUAUCAAACACCUGAAAACUCACCUAGGGAGCGGGGUGGCUCUCCACAAACUGCUAUAACCUACAAGGUGAGAGUCAUGUGACUCCUGAGGAAGCCAAGCUAUCAAUCUUACUGGCGUGCUACUGUUAACGUGUUAGCAUGUUAUUAUGAACAGAGCUGCUGUUUGACACAUUAUUGAACACAAAACUUUGAAACAUUUAGCAGCUCCAUAAUGCUAACAUGCUAACCACUGUGUGAUUUAAUGAGAUAAACUGGUUCAGUCAGACAUGUUCCCCUCAGGAUGAACUCUUAGAACCUUGUUGAUUGACUUUCUAUCAAGCGCUAUCAUCAGGUCAACAUGUUUUGUGUUUGAUACUUCAGUUUUUGAUGAGACAC
Messenger RNA from Labrus mixtus (cuckoo wrasse), 5208 nucleotides. RefSeq names its product solute carrier family 44 member 1b (gene slc44a1b). Lineage: Eukaryota; Metazoa; Chordata; Actinopteri; Labriformes; Labridae. Bases 368 to 2659 code for a protein of 763 amino acids. Gene Ontology annotation, biological process: transmembrane transport. The transcript is spliced from 15 exons. Gene Ontology annotation, cellular component: membrane. The record is from RefSeq and is a predicted model, not a curated record. Gene Ontology annotation, molecular function: transmembrane transporter activity.